Messenger RNA from Penicilliopsis zonata CBS 506.65, 1669 nucleotides. RefSeq lists its product as hypothetical. The record is from RefSeq and is a predicted model, not a curated record. The transcript has a single exon. Lineage: Eukaryota; Fungi; Ascomycota; Eurotiomycetes; Eurotiales; Aspergillaceae. Bases 94 to 1209 code for a protein of 371 amino acids. Gene Ontology annotation, molecular function: RNA binding.
AGAACUUCUGCACUGUGGGCUGUCGCUGGAAUCAUAUGAAGUACUAUCGACAUAUCAAUUAUUUUUUUUUUGAAUCGAAUCCAUACAGCGAAGAUGGCAAGUGCUACUGAAAGCGCCCAAAAAAAGCGAAAGCUGCAGGAUGGCCCCGAGAUUGAAAUCGACGUAUCUGCGCCCGAGCCUCCGUCAAAGAAAGCGCUGCGCAAGGCCAAAAAGAAGGGAGCAGAAACACCUGCCGAUGCUUCCUCUGAAGAGAAGACAGAGGUUGCUGCAACUGAAGCGAAGCCUGCAAAGGAAACACGAUCAGACUACGGCAUCUGGAUUGGAAACCUCCCGUUCACUACGAACAAAGAUGAUAUACGCAAAUUCUUCACGAGCAAUUGCUCGUUCUCCGACGCUACCAUAACUCGAAUCCAUCUCCCCAAGGGCGCUGCGAGGAAUAAUGUCACUCAGAACAGAGGAUUCGCUUAUGUCGACUUUGCGACCAGCAAAGCGCUGAAGGAGGCCAUGGGUCUCAGCGAGCAGCUCAUUCUCGGCCGCCGGGUCCUCAUCAAAGAUGCAAAGAACUUCGAGGGAAGACCGGAGAAGUCGCAGGAAGAGGGCAAAUCCGCCGCCGCAUCGAACUCCGGCAACCCUCCGUCGAAACGUAUCUUUGUCGGCAAUCUUGGCUUUGACGCCACCAAGGAACUCAUCGAAGAACACUUUGCAACAUGCGGCACCGUUUCCAACGUGCACGUUGCCACAUUCCAAGACACGGGAAAGUGCAAGGGCUACGCCUGGGUUGAGUUUGAGGAUCUCGCCGCCGCCGAGGCGGCUGUGAGGGGGUUCAUGAUGGUCAACGAAGACGACGAAGACGAAGAUGAAGCGGACGACGCUAGUUCUGAUGAGAAGGAGAAAUCGCGGAAACCGAAGAAACCGAGACAAAGGCGGGUCUGGGUCAAUCAACUUCUCGGUCGACGGAUGAGAAUGGAGUUUGCCGAAGACGCGACGACACGAUACAAGAAGCGAUUUGGAAAGGAAGGAGAGGGAAGGAAGAACGAUACCGCUGAUAUCACCGAGGUCGAAAACGGCGAGCACCAAGACUCUCAACCGGUCAGACAACGGAAGCCCAAGCCAGCAGUCGAGGAUAACUCGCGAUACUCCAAGGAGACCGUGCAAAGACUCAGCGGUGCGAUCAUCGCGGCCAAGGGACAGAAGACCACAUUUGAUUGAUGUUUUUUUUUCUCCAUGCUAUUUCCUCCCUCUACCCAUUGUAUAAAUAUAAACCAGUAGUUACUGAAGCUUGCAUAUUAUGGGCUGUGAGAUACCUUCCUUGGGCAAUUGACCGUAGUCUGUAAUCUACAAACACGAGGCUCCUUUCUGAGUUUCCAGGUAUUGUCGGGAUAAUAUUGAUUUUUUCGUCUCCAGCGUCCGAGAAUAUCCGUUGCAGCACCUGCCACCCUGUAAAAAGGCCGGUAGAUAUCACCGUGCGAUAAUAAUAUCCUGUUGAAUCAAGCGUGAGGGAUAAUAAUAGACCUGAGCCCAGCCAGAAUCCGGUGUUUUGGGUGCCUUCGAGGGCGAGGUGGCGCUAAGCCCGAUUGGGCCGUUUGACAUCGUGAGAGAUGUCAUGGCUCAUGCUCAGAACCCAUCAAGACCACUCCCCCACGACGUUCCACCACCACACGGUCUCUCC